AGGCGCAGGGGAGGCGCGGCGGGCCGGUGCUUGUUGGGAAAAGCCGCGCCCUGGAGCGCGGGGAACCGAAAGCGAUAACGGGGCGAGGAGAGGAGAGCGGGGCGGCCAUGGAGGGGCAUCGCCCGUACACCUUCCCGCUGCUGGUGCGAGGGGACUGGGGCCCCGCCGAGCCGCCGCCCGAGCUCAGGAAGAAGCUGCACUGCUACUUCCAGAGCCAGAAGCGCUCGGGAGGCGGCGAGUGCGAGCUGCGGACCGGCACCGGGACCGGGAGCGGGCACAUCCUCGUCUGCUUCGCGCGUCCCGAGGUCAAGCAACGAGUUCUUGAGAGACGCUCUCAUCAGUUGUAUUUGGAAGGAGAAGGAAAAUUGAGGUUGAUUGUCACAGAGCCUGAAAUAGCACUAGCUACUAAAGAGGAGACACUUGAAGAAAAAUCAGUUCCUACAAAGGCUUUGGAUGCCGUGAGCAGCCUUGAAACAAAAGAUGAUACCAAAGCCUUGAAGAAAGCAGAGAGUUUUGUUCCAAACAGUGAACUCCAGGAGGAGGUUGACUCUGCAGAGGCUUCACCUUCAGUGGUAUUUGAGAACAUAGAGGGUUGUGCUCCUAACUGCUUACAGAUGCUGUUGGAGAACAUCAGUGGCCUGACUGUAGAUGCUGACUUUACUGUUGAAGUGAUACCUGAAAUAAAUGCUGCUGUAGCUACUUUUAUAAAAAGUAUUGAUACUAAGGAAUUUGUUGAAAAAUGUUCACAACACAAGAGAGUCAGAGAAUUCAAAAUGACUGCCAGGCUUCUUGAAUCAACACACACCAUCAAGGCUGAAAACCUACCAGACAGCAUUUCCACAGACUACCUCACAGUGUACUUUGAGAGCGCACGGAAUGGAGGGGGGCCCGUGUCAGAUGUCCAGCUAUUCCCCAAGGAGAGCUCUGCCAUCGUUACUUUCUGUCACCACAAAGAUCUAAACACGGUCUUGGAAAAGCAACAUUUACUGGAUAAGACGCUGAUUUCUGUGCAUCCAUAUUACCACUCCCUGGGAACAGCUCUCUAUGGAGAAGAAAGACCAGCUGUCAAGAUGCCAGACCCCAUUGGGAUGCCACUAGACCCGUAUGUAUGGCAGUUUUUACAAAGACAUGCCAAUCUGACCCAAGACAUAAACCAGGAAAUGGCAGUCUGCCAUUCUGAGCUCCAAUGGCCCCAAGCAGACUGUGCAAACCCAGAAGUUAUGUUGUGCCCAUCGCCAUCUCUCUGCAAGCAGAAAAAGCCAAUGAUUAAGUUUCUCAAGACAUGGCAGCAAGAUGCUUCCACUGAGUUCUCACGUAUCAUGGCACGUUACACAGCUAUAAAAUGUAAAGUCAAUUCGUCAGGUUGGAAAGAUAUGAAAAAAAGAUUGUCAAAAGAUGUUGCUCUGUCCAUAACUGAUAUUUCUGAGGAGAUGGUGGUGAUUGCUGGCAACAGAGCAGCAGUGGACAGUGCAGAGAAAGAAGUGAGGGAAUGCAUGAAGCAAAGUGAAAGGGAAAAACAUAGCAUAGAAAUUUCUGUGUCAGUGAUCCCAGGGAAGUAUGCUGUGCUGCACAAUGCUGGGUUAGAAGAGAAUAUUCAGAAGGAAUAUCCACGCCUAAGGCUCUUUUACGAUUACAAAAAAAAGGCUGUUCAGUUGUGUGGAUUACCUGCAGAAGUAUAUAAAAUCAAAGCUGACUUACUGGAAAAAGUAUUGAGCGUGCCAUGUACAUCAGUUACCAUUGAUCCCCAUGUUUUCCACUAUCUACGGUGUGUAGAUAAUAAAAAAACCUCAGAUAUGUUAUUCAUUAGGGAAAAAAUUAAUACAUUUUAUGAACUUCAGGAUGAUACUGUGUUUCUAUAUGGAAAUGCUCCCAAAGAUCUUCUAGAAGCAGAAAAGCAAAUAAAAACAGGCUUAGAAUACAAGUGCAUCAAUGUGGGGGAUGGUGAAGUUACUAAAAAGGAUCAGUGGAGGAAUCUACUUCUCUCCUUGCUCAAGACAUAUAAUUCUUCCCAGGAAAUUGUCAUCACUUGGCAGUCUGUUGGAAAAGAAAAUAAAAUGAUUAUUGCUGGCUUUUCUAAGGCUGUAACAGAGGUUUAUCAGAGACUUAAUGCUUUUGUAGAUAGAAACACACUCAUUGAAAAAGUGGUCCCAGCUAAUUCAGCGCUGGCAGUGCAGUUUGUAGAGAAAGAGAAGUCUGGUGUUUGUGAAGAAUUGAAAAAGAAAGGUGUGACAGUAUGUUUUGAUAGUAAGACACCGUGUAUUUCCCUGAGGGGACCAAGAUCAGAAGUGCCAGAAGCAUUCAUCAUGUUUGAAAAACUUGUCUCAUCCCUUUACUCAAAAAAUGUGCCAGUUGAUAAACCAGGGGCAAAGGAGUUCUUCACUGAGAGGAAAGAUUUAUGUAUUUUAGAAGCAAAGCAGAAAUUUAGCUGUUUCAUUAGGAUUAGGGAAGAAGACGAGGAAGAAAAAGAAGAACAGAAUGGUGGAAAAGCUGAAGAUAAAGUGAAAAGAAAGGUCUGCUAUGAAAAAAAACUGCCAGGUGGAAUUGUGGUCGGAGUGUAUGAGGGUAACUUGUGUGACUACCCUGCUGAUGUUGUGGUGAAUGUAUCUAAUAAGAAACUAAAACACAUCAGUGGCCUUGCCUAUGCCCUGUCAAGAGCAGCUGGCCCAGCGCUGCAAGAGGAGUGCGAUGAGCUGGUGCGGAAGCUGGGGAGUUUGCAGCCCGGCUGCGCCGUGAUCACGCGCGCCGGGAAACUGCCCUGCAAGAACGUCAUUCACGCCGUUGGGCCCAGGUGGAGCGAGAAGGAAUCACAAAAGUGCAUGUGGUUGUUAAAAAAGACAGUUAAAAAAUGUCUACAACUGGCUGAAAUAUACAAUCAUUGUUCCAUAGCCCUGCCUGGUAUAAGUGGAGGGGUUUAUGGCUUUCCACCACAUAUGUGUGAAGGUUUGAUUGUGUCCUCCAUCAAGGAGACCUUAGAAGAAUUAGUGGAGGACAGCAGCUUGAAGGAGGUCCAUAUUGUGAGUGAUUCAGAAGAAGUCGUUCAGGUUCUGAGUGAGAAAGUAAAAGAAGUAUUUUCAGCUAAUUCAUUCUCACCAAAAUGGCUGGUGCUGAAAAAAAGCCAGAAGGAGAACAGAAAAGAGGAUCUGAACAUGGUUACGACAAAUGAAGGACUUCGCAUACGAGUGGUGAAGAAAAAUAUUCAGGAAGCCAUGACAGAUGUUGUCGUCAGCAGUGUUGGCACAGAUCUGCAGUUUGGCGUGGGGCCUCUUUGCAAAGCCGUGCUGGAAAGAGCAGGACCAGCUCUCCAAGCUGAGUUUGACAACAAAAAACAAAGUCAGGUUGCUGGACCUGGGAGUGUGCUGUGCACCAGUGGAUGCGCUAUGUUCUGCAAGUCCAUCUUCCAUGCCAUACUACCCAAGUGGGCUGGAGGACAGACAGAGAAGGUCCUAGAAAAUGUAAUCAAUUUCUGCUUGAAGAAAACUGAAGAACUUGGACUGAAAUCAAUCACUUUCCCAGCUAUUGGGACGGGAGGAUUUGGAUUUCCUAAAACCAUUGUUUCUAAGUUAAUGUUUGAUGUGGUAUUCAGGUUCAGUAGCAGUCACACUCGGAUGAAUCUCCAGGAAGUUCAUUUUCUCUUGAGUGUACAAGAUAUUGAUAACAUUCAGGCUUUUACCACUGAGCUACAACUUAAGGCAGAUGAAAUUUGCAAUGCUGCAGCAGCACAGCCAAAUUUCAUGAGGCCGGUUUCUGGUGAACAAUUGGGAGUUCAUGAAAUGAAGAUUGGUUCCAUCACACUCCAAGUAGUUAGUGGAGAUAUUACCAAGGAAGACACAGAGGUUAUUGUAAACAUAUCAAAUCCAUCAUUUGAUGCCAAAACAGGGGUCUUCAAAGCAAUUAUGGAUGCUGCUGGUUCCCAGGUAGCUGACGAAUGUGCUCAAUAUGCUGGGCAGUAUCAAAGUGGCUUUAUUACUACACGUGGUGGGAACCUGCGGUGCAGUAAAAUCAUCCAUUUGAUUACCGAUAACCAGGUGAAGAGUCAGGUCUCCAAAGUGCUUUAUGAGUGUGAGCGCAGGAUGUACAAAUCUGUUGCUUUCCCAGCUAUUGGAACAGGUCAAGGAGGACAGAGUUCAGCCAAGGUAGCUGAUGAAAUGUUGGAUGCUGUAGUGGAAUUUGCAAGACAGAAAUCAGUACAGCAUUUACAGACAAUUAAGAUCGUGAUCUUCCAGACAAAUAUGCUCACAGACUUUUAUGAAAGCAUGAAGAAAAGACAAGAUUCAGAUUCAUCCACAAUGGAAGCAUGGGUAUCUAUGUUUAAAUACCUUUUGGGGGGCAGCAAACAAUCUUCUGAGAAGAAAAAGUUAAUGGUUUUGGAGAAGAAAGUUGAUUUAGUCACAUUUCAAAUUUGUGGAGAAAGCCAAGAAAAGGUGGAUGCAACUGAGUCCUGGAUAAAGGAUUUAAUUUUAAAGGAACAGUUUGAAAACACUGUUUCAGAUGAGGCAAUUGGAAGUUUUGAUGCGACACAAAUUGCUAUUUUGGAAGAUCUCCAGAGAGGAAACCAAGUCACCAUUCAGCUUUUAAAUAAGCUUUCUCCCCCUCAAAUUAAAAUUUCUGGUAUUAGCAGGGACGUCUGUUCUGUUUCUCUAGAAGUUCAAGACAUGAUCCAAAAAAUUAAGUCUACUGAAGAAAAGCAAUCCAAGGCAGAACUUCUUCAUAAUCUGGUAGAAUGGAGGUAUCCAGGAAGCAACGGUAGCUUUGUUCCUUUUGAUAAACUGACAAAUAUGCAGCUGGAGCGUGCCAAGAUGGCUAAAAACCUACAUCUGAAUGUCAAAAUUAAAACUAAGAACUUCAAGGUGGAUCUGAAUACUCUAAAAGCUACUGAUGACCAAGGAAAAACUAUAAAGCUUCAACGUGUGAUAAAGGAUGAAGAUAUGCAGUCAAUAGAGCUCCCUAAGGAGUGGACAGACAUGCAAAAUGAACAGGUCAAAGUGGUGAAGCUCAAGCCAUCACAACCUGAAUAUGCAACAGUUGAGAAGAUGUUUAACACAACAUGUCCUGACUUUAUCAUAGAGAAGAUUGAGAGAAUACAAAAUCGCAUCCUCUGGCAGACAUACCAAUUAAAAAAAAAAUUCAUCUGUAAAAAGAACAAAAAUCAAAAUAACGAGAAGUUGCUAUUUCAUGGGACAGCUGCAUCCUCAUUGAGGUUGAUUAACUGCUAUGGAUUUAAUCGUGGGUAUGCUGGAAAGAAUGCUGCAGCCAUUGGAAAUGGAACCUACUUUGCUCUUGAAGCACGUUACUCUGCUCAGAAUAUUUAUUCCACUCCAGACAUGAAUGGCAAAAAACACAUGUACUUGGCUCGGGUCCUAACUGGGCAGUACUGUGCUGGGAGAGAAGGACUAAAGGCUCCACCACCAAAGAGCUCAGCAGAUCCUACUGACCUGUACGACAGCGUGGUUAAUGAUAUGUUUUAUCCAACAGUGUUUGUCAUAUUUAAUGACAUUCAGGCAUAUCCACAAUACCUUAUUACUUUCAAAUACUAGAAUGAUCUUAAUAGUCUAGAAAAAUUUAGUGCCUUUUACAUGUAAGAAUUUACAGGGUGGUUUUUUAUUCUUUUUACAUCUAGGUUUCUUCUUUAUUGAUCUAUCCGUGUGUUGAAAUAUGCCUUCAAAUUAUUUACAGAAGGACUAACAUUAGCAAAUAUUUUAGAGCGUGCUAUUUCAGUACUCACAUUUCAAGUUCCAUUAUGCAGAGAUGUAGGCAAGAGCUGUGAGGACAGCUCUGACUUCUUCCUACAAGGCAGAGGGGAGAGAGUGGUAUGAGGGGGAACUGCUCUGCCUUACCUGUGGCCAGUAAGAGGUGUGGGGUAGGUCAGACCACCUCUGCAUGUUCCUGAUUUAUUUAAAAGGUUCUGUGCUGAGGGAAUCUGAAAGGUCUUUUCCGAUCAAAGCAGUGCUGUGAUUCUAAUAACCUCACCCAGUUUUCAGUCAUCCUUAGGUAUCCACUCAGCCUUGUUGGUGCUAAAAAUCUGGAAGAAAAAUAAUUCAAAUAUAAACAUGCACUUUGUAUUUAUUGUUCAGACCCCUUACCUGUAUGUCUGUUACCCUGGCAUACUUUGCUUAUUCCUUAGGUAUAAAUGACUGUAUUCAUACCCAUUUCUUAGGGGAAUUCUCCACAGUCCCCCCCUAUUACUUCUAGCUUCCACAAAGUUAGUGUUUUUGCAACUUUCAAGACUAUAAAGAGGGACUUUUAAUUUUUUUCUUUUCAAUACUGAAGCAUUAACUCUUCUGUAGAAUCAAAAAUUUGCAGAGUCCACUACAGAGGCAUAACUCAGUGCACAUGCUUAAACAAUUCUGAUUGCUGAAUUUUUCUGAUAGCUGAAAAUUUUUGAAGUUCUCUAAAAAAAGUUAGUAAUGGCAUUUUUACAUCUUUGCCAGUGGUACUUUUAAUCACAUCUUAAAAUGUGUUUUAAUCUUAAAACUGCCAACCAAAAGCUAUAUACACGGUUUUAAUAAAAGUAGUUUCAGACAGAUACACUGUAUUGCUGAGCUGCAACAGGACCACACUUCACUUAGAAGUGUUGCUUCACAUUUGAAUAUGUUACAGUAAUGCAAUAAAGACUUUGAAGACAAAA
Molecule: messenger RNA, 6625 nt
Organism: Hirundo rustica (Barn swallow)
Lineage: Eukaryota; Metazoa; Chordata; Aves; Passeriformes; Hirundinidae
Product: protein mono-ADP-ribosyltransferase PARP14-like
Exons: 17
Coding region: 108-5534 (1808 amino acids)
Biological process (GO): negative regulation of gene expression
Cellular component (GO): cytoplasm; nucleus
Molecular function (GO): transcription corepressor activity; NAD+ poly-ADP-ribosyltransferase activity
Source: RefSeq, a predicted model, not a curated record